This is a messenger RNA of Odontomachus brunneus, 2920 nucleotides long. Its product is annotated as integrator complex subunit 12-like. Lineage: Eukaryota; Metazoa; Arthropoda; Insecta; Hymenoptera; Formicidae. Bases 439 to 1512 code for a protein of 357 amino acids. The record is from RefSeq and is a predicted model, not a curated record. The transcript is spliced from 5 exons.
UGUUACCGGUCCAGGGGACCACUUGCCGCUACACUCCUUCGUGCACGGUCGGCUGCCUUAAUUCGUAGAACGCGAAUCUCGUCGCGCGUGAGUAAACGACGUCAAAUUCGAAACAUUCAAAAUGUCUCCGAGUUCUUUAACCCCUCAGCCGACCACACCAAAGUCAACAUUGAGCCGAGUGAUUUGAGAAAUUUGGAAAAUACGCACGAAUCCUUCUCAUCGCAUUUCUUUAAUUCCCGCGAUUUCACGUGUUCAAUUUCUUUCUUCGCGAGCUGUAUCUAUAUCUCUUACGAAACCAAACUUUAACCCUACUCUCGUUCUAGUGUUGAAUAAUUUGUGGUAAUUCGCGUAGAUUAUAUUGCCCACCCGAAAUUCUUUUUCCCGAAGGAUAUAAUUUCGCAAAACAUAGGUAUACCCAGGUGUACUCGGAGACGAAGAAUGCACGCCGAAAAAACGUCCGAUAUCGACAAAGAUUUUUCCAACGCACUGGCGUUGCUGCACUCAACUGCGGAGAACAGCGCCGAGAAGCUCCGUCGGAUGCUGGACGCUUGCAUCGAGAAAAAGCACGGUCGCGGCAAAACCCUGGCCGCCAGGAUGCCAAGGAGAUUUCUGCAGAGCAUCGAACUGCACGACGACGCGACUCCUGCGACACGCACCUCGAGAAGAUGCGAAUACGCGCAGGGACGCACGACGAGACGCGAGAUGAAAAAAAUGGACAGUCCCGAGACUACUUCUCUCCUCAUAGGGGAGAACAUCGCGGAUCGUCGAGCAGCCGACGUAGAAGCAUUCGAGGAGCAUUGCAACGACGAGGAUGUUCCCAGGAUCUCGAUUCCCGACGAAGGAUUAACCGCCGACGGGAACGUGUGCAAGAUAUGCAACGGGGCGAAACUGGGAGCCCUGAUUUUGCUGGAGUGUCAAGAGUGCCAAGAGGCCUAUCAUCCGCUGUGUCAUCAGCCUCCGAUCGUUGACGUCGAUGUCUACGAUCCUAGAUUCGUAUGGCGAUGCAGACUGUGCAUUGAAAAGUCAGCGACCUCCUCGAAAGUUAAAACUACAGGGAGAGGUCCCGCAAACAAAGUACGACAAACUGACGGCGCGGUCAAGGAAACGGAGAACACACCGGGAACGAGGAUGCUCGGGAAAAGACGCGGUGUUUUUCUCGGCAGAAAUGGUAUGCAUCACAUACAAUCGUUGACGUAUAAUUUUUGUUUAAUUAAUCGGGGUAACCACUUGUCUCACGUAUUGCUUCUUCUUCGUUUCGCAACCAAGAUGUCGUAUGUUGUACCGGGCAUCGAUGAUCUACGCAUCAUUGUCGAUUGUGGAUCGAAGGUCGUUUGUAAAGCAAACAGCUGCGAUGCGACGGGAAACAUCGGCAUGCAGUUACGCGAUUCCCCGUUGUUCGUGAAAGAUAAAUACCCGACGAAUCUCUCGCAGAAGACUGGACUAUCGUUCUCCUCGACGCAAACGCGAAAAAGAGUCGGAUCCAAACUCUCCGUUCGAGCGCUAAUUAAAUGAGAGGCAAGCAGCAUACCAUUGAUAUCCACUCUUUCAUUUGUACAAGAUGACUGUAUCGUGCUGGCGUUAUUUACAGCAAAGGAAGAGUUUCGAGUGUGAUAGAACCUCUCGACAGAUAUGUCUUAUUAUUAUCGCCAAUUUGUGUGACGAGUUUUUAAAUAUGUUCUUUGGAACAUCAACCUUCCGAUGUGUAGGUAAAUUUUCAUUUGGCGGUAUUUUCAGAGAACGCAAAUGCAGUGUACCGAAUAAUUUCUUUUAUGCUUUUAAUUCUUAAAUUUUGCUUUCUUUUAUCUUUUUUCGGAUUACUCCGAGAGUGUGCUAAUAUAAUCUUAUAACAAAUUCAAGAAUUUCGACAAGUCGCGAUCAUAAAAGAGACUGCUGCCAAAAUAAUAUUUAGCAGCUACCUUUGCGGAAACAUUACUCUGCAACAGUAAUGUUUACAGAAUUAACAUUCAUUACAUAUUCUUUUUCUUGAACACAACUUUAAAAUUUCUUCUCGAACAAAAAAAAACAGCGCGAAAGGAAAACUUAGAUCUGUACUAAUAGUUGUUAUUUGAAACUUAUAUCAUGUGAGAUUCUCCGACUUUUAUUCAGAGUUAGAUCAAAGUUUUUCAAUUGAAUUACGACAUAUACAUCUGUAAUAGCGAUUCAACUGAAAUAUUCUUAUCUAACAUUGCAUUCAAAUCUGCGUAUCUCACUUGAGACGAAUUUCAAAGUAAUAACUAUUAAUACAACUCUUAGUCUUCGAAGUUUCUCGUUUCGUUAUAUUUUUAUCUUGCAACUUAUUUCCAUAAAUCACCGCUACAUUUCUAAAAAACUCUCUUACAUACUAUUAAUUUCUACUUAUAUAUAAGACAUUCAGUAUAUAACUCGCUUUUAACGUGUGACUGGCGUCUUCGAUAUCCAUUAACUAAAACACAUGCGAAUGCAUCAGAGAUCGCGCAUCUGAAUACAAGUUUUUAAAGAAAAUGAAAAGUUUCUUUGUGAAGAAAUUGACACAUAUUUGCACGAAUAAAUUACAGAAUCUAUUUGAAUGUUAAGAAUUUAGAAGAAACAGAGAGAGAUAAUUUGAAGUAAUUGAUUUCAGAUAAACUAUACAUAAUGAAAUAUUUGCAAAAUACAUAUUGACUUUAGAUUCACUCAAAGAGGGAUUUACAAGUGAGAGAGGAGAUGCUUGAAUCUUUGAUGCAGUUGUACAUGCAUUUGGAGAAUGCUAACGUAAACUAACGAUCGACCAGAGCAAAUGUUCCUUCGCAAUCCAGCCGUGUUUUCUAAUUUUCAUACCUCUUGAUGAAAAUGAGACAUUAUGCGGAAAGAAUUGUCAAUUAUUGCUACGAACGUUGUUAGAGAGCAGUGGUCGCACGGUGAUUGCUUGACGAAGCGUGAGAUAAAAGUGAUUCAUUAAAGA